AUGAUUGGUGGAAGAGGGGAAAGUUCAGGCAGAAGUACAUCAGAACAAGGACCAAGCGGUUUUAAGGCGAAAAGUCGUGGAUUUCCGGCCUCUGGUCAUUCCCGAAAAGUUAAAGAAAAAUCGAGCAAGGAAAUCUCAGACUUGAUUCCUCGACCAGGCCAUGGAAAAAUUGGUGUGCCUAUUAACCUAAAGGCCAAUUUCAAAAUCUUGAAUAUACCCGCUUCAUUGCAAUUAUAUUGUUAUCAUAUAAAUGUUUGGAAAACUAUAGGACAAGAUCAACGGUCGAUAAAAGACAGAGAAGUUUGUAGCAAAAUAUUUUGGGACGUGGUUACAAAAAAUAAAGAAGUAUUCGGCAACGGGUACUCUUUGGUAUAUGAUGAUUCCCAUGUAUUAUUUUCUGGUAACAGAUUAAACAUUAACAGUGAAGCAGUGGAGUUGAAGUUAAUAGCAAAAUCAAAGUCAGUGCCAAUAUCCUUCACACUUGAAGUAGUGCAGACAAACUGUUUCACUCUUACUGCUGACGAGCGCUCACCGAACUUCCGAAUGAGCAUGCAAUUUUUAGAUUGCUUGGUCACCCAACGAGUGCGUUGUCCGUACAUGAAUAUUGCAUCGAGUUUUCAUUCAUUCCAACAGUACAUGUUUCUAAAGCCUUAUGAAGGCAUACCAUGGAAUAUUUUGGAUGUAGGUCCAGGAAUGGAAGCAUGGACUGGGCUGUAUGGCGCUGUCAAACGUUGUGAGAAAGGAUUGCUACUCAAUGUCGAUGGUGGGAAAUUAUUGUCUACAAAAGUAUUUUACAAAGUUGAUAUGCCGCUGAUUGAUUUUUAUCUAGCAGUUUUAAAUGAAUUUUCUGGCCGUAGAGAUUCAUACAAAGUUAGUUCUAUUGGGGGAACAUUCGCAAUGUCUGCUCAUCAAAGGCAGCAAUUAAAGAAUGCAUUAAUGGGAUUAACUUUGAAAUUAACAUAUGAUGACCGACAUGUCAAAUUUCUAGACGUCGGACAGCCUGCGCGAAUACAGCGAUUUGAGUUGAAACGGGGUGAAGAGUCUUUGGGACAAGUUACAGUUGAGGAUUAUUUUAGGCGAUAUAAAAAUAUAAUCUUGAACUUUCCGAAUCUGCCAGUAUUAUAUUGCGGCAAAGUAACGAUGAAGAAUUGCUUUCCAAUGGAGCUUUUGCGAUUGUCUGAUAAAGUGCAACGUGUUAAAAGACGUUUAACUCCGUUUCAAAUCGCUAAAUUGAUCAAGGGAACGGCAGUGAGCCCUCUUGAAAGGUUCAAGAAAAUUGAUUGGAUUCUCAAAGGAAUGAGAAUGUCUUCCGAAGAUGAAUUCAUUCAGCAGUUUGGUAUUGUUUUCCCUACAAACAGCGCUGGAUAUCAGGAAUCGAUCCUGAUUCCUGGUCGUGUUUUGCCAUCUCCUGUUCUAAAAUUUAGAUUUACAGAACCUGCAGCAAUUAAUGCUGAAAAAUUACAGCAAAGGGAACUGCAAGCGAAAAAUGGAAGUUGGCCUUUACAAGGGGAAUUUUUAGAAACUGCUGCAGGUAUUCAUGUAGCUGUUGUUAUUGUCAAUCAAGCUGUCACUUAUAAUACUUUCAAAGAUCCUUUCAAAACUUUACUUCUUACCUGCAAGCGCUUUGGCAUGCAGUUUGCAAGAAAAGAUUUGGGACCAGACAACGUAGAUGUUUAUUGCUGGAAUACUAAACAAGAGGAAGUUGACGAAUAUAUUCAAAAGUUUAAAAGCCUCUGUUUUAAAUUAAAAAAUAUUGUGCUAAAGCCGCUGGUUAUUUUUAUUGUCCCAGAAAAAGAGGACGACACAUAUGGACGAAUAAAAGUGGCAUGUGACAAAGAAGAAGGAAUUGCGUGCCAAGUGAUUCUCGCUAAGACCUUUUUGAAAAUGGGAGGAGAUUCGGGGAGGAAUUCAGUAGCUCACAAUAUUUGUCUGAAAAUAAACGUUAAAUUGGGAGGGAUCAAUAACGAGAUUUCGAAGAACCAGGAAUACUGGAAAAAAUUCAGUGAUGCAAAAGAAUCAACAUUGUUUAUUGGAAUUGAUGUAACACAUCCAUUAUAUGACGAGCAUUCUUUUCCCUCAGUUGCUGCUAUCGUUGGGUCAUUGAAUGUAGACGCAACAAGAUAUGCGGCAACUAUAAAAAUUCAACAUUCAAAACAAGAAGUGGGACUUUAUAUAGUAGAUGCAUUGCAAGCACGUAUCAUAGAUUUUAACGUACAAACAGGUUCUAAACCGGAGCAUAUUGUAAUAUUUCGCGAUGGUGUUUCUGAUUCCCAAUUUUUUGAUGUUUCGAAUGAAGAAUUAUUUUGUCUAAAAGCAGCUAUAAAUCAACUGGAUAAAAUGUAUAAUCCAACUGUAUCCUAUGUUGUAAUACAAAAGCGUCAUCAUACCCGUUUAAUUGAAGCGAUAGUUGAUGCAGCACCCAGAACCGAUAGAAAUAUACCACCAGGGACAGUUGUGGACUCAACUAUAACGAGCCCAUCGCAUUUUGAUUUUUAUCUUUGUUCACAUCAAGGAGCUAUUGGAACAUCAAGGCCUUCACACUACAUUGUGCUGUAUGAUUCAUGGCUACUGUCGGCCGACGAAUGGCAACAAAUGAUUUAUGCACUUUGCCAUGUGUACGCUCGUUGCAACAAGUCAGUGUCAAUACCAGCUCCCGUUUAUUAUGCCCAUUUGGCGUGUGAUCGAGCCAGACGUAUACUAAAAUACGCACGAAUAGAUGUAAGUCAAAAAGCUGGUGUCAGUUCUGUGGAAAAAUCGUUUAUGAUUAAUGAAGAUACUCCAAAAAUGUAUUUUGUUUAG
Thelazia callipaeda (thelaziosis nematode) is the source of this 2799-nucleotide messenger RNA. NCBI's taxonomy places the organism in Eukaryota, Metazoa, Nematoda, Chromadorea, Rhabditida, Thelaziidae. The record is from the annotation of a GenBank genome assembly.